AUGACAGCUCCAAUAGAUAUAAACUGGGGAAGGAAGGAGCAGAGGAGGCCUAUAAGCAAGACCCAGCCAUAUACGUUUUUCACCUUCUCUAACCCGAAAAAAAGAAAGGCAGAUGACCAAGUUUUUGCUGCAAGGCCCAUCAUAAGGCCGCAGGCAGAUGUACCAGCAGAGUGCCAGCCUGGCGUGCCCCAUCAUGAGAGGCUUCUAAAGGUCAAUUUAGUAUUGCAGGCGUAUUUAAGUCUUAUAUUUAAUGCGUUCGUGGUAGGCCUGGUUGUUCUUCUAUUGAUUAAAGGAGCAGUAAUGCUAAAGAACGACAUAGAGGUGCGUAUUAAUGCAUCAAUAAUUGAUCAAAAAACACAGAUAGCAGACUGUGCGCGAGAGUACAGAAUAAAUAGGUGCAGUCCAGAAGAGCGUGUUCCUGCAAUGGAAAAGCAGUGCCAAGUGUGGGAAAAGUGCAUGACGCAGGAUCCUAUUCGGCAGGAGCUUGGAAAAAUCAUUCUUCGUCUGUUUAGCGAGGGUGCAGAGGAGCUGAUGAGUGCGCUGUCUGUGCGCAGCGUGUUGCUUGCCUCCUUCGCUCUUAUUAUCAUCCUUAGAUUCCGUAAAUAG
Messenger RNA from Nematocida ausubeli, 606 nucleotides. RefSeq lists its product as uncharacterized. The transcript has a single exon. The record is from RefSeq and is a predicted model, not a curated record. Bases 1 to 606 code for a protein of 201 amino acids. Gene Ontology annotation, cellular component: nuclear membrane; nuclear envelope. Gene Ontology annotation, biological process: lipid homeostasis; nuclear envelope organization. Lineage: Eukaryota; Fungi; Microsporidia.